Molecule: messenger RNA, 1293 nt
Organism: Peniophora sp. CBMAI 1063
Lineage: Eukaryota; Fungi; Basidiomycota; Agaricomycetes; Russulales; Peniophoraceae
Source: the annotation of a GenBank genome assembly
AUGCUCGCACUGCUGCCCUCAGAGGUCCGCCCACCGCCCGUCGCGCACCCGUCUAUCACGCGCCGCAACACAGCCAACCAACAAGCCCCAUCACGCCCGCCCCCGCCAUCAGCCGUGGCGAGCUCCUCAUCGACAACCCGCCCGUCCUCCUCGUCCCUCACCCCGACUCCAACAGCUCCCGCAGCACCGGCAGCUCCCGCACCCGGCCCGUCACAAAUAAACAUCCACAAUUACCCCAGCGCGGAGUUGUUGAGGUUGCUCGCGAGCCUGCUCACCCAGAUCGCCCAGGCGAACGACAAGCUCCAGGCGCCCGACGGCCCCGCGCCCGUACCAAGCCCCACAGCGCUCGCGACGCGGCCGGUAUGGCAUACGUUGACCACUGCAUCACGUGGUUCGCUCGCCAGCCAGACGUCGCCGCUCGCGUUCCACGCCCGCACGGUGCCCACGAUCUCCUUGCACGCCUACCUCGCCCGUAUCCACAAAUACUGUCCGGCUCCCAACGACGUAUUCUUGGCGUUGCUGGUGUACUUUGACCGCAUGGCGCGGCUCAGUGCGGAUGCGACUGGAAGGGCCUUUGUCAUUGACAGCUAUAACGUACACCGGCUGGUCAUCGCGGGCGUUACGGUCGCCAGCAAGUUCUUCAGCGAUGUGUUCUAUACGAACAGUCGAUACGCGAAGGUCGGCGGCCUCCCGCAAUCCGAGCUGAACCAACUGGAAUUGCAAUUCUUAUUGCUCAAUGACUUCCGUCUGCGGGUGUCAGACGAUGAGAUGCAGCACUACGCAGACCAGCUCGUGCUGUUCAGCCAUACAAAUGCUGUCCCACCAUCACCGUCUUCGCUACCUCUCGCAUUGGCCGAUCCUACCGGCUCUUCUCAUCCACAUCAUUCGCACCACCACGAGCAUUCGUCGCAUAACCAUCAUCCACACCACCCAUCGCAUCUAUCGCACUCAUCGACUUACCCCACUUCGUCCACUUCUGCUUCCGCCUCAUCUUCAUCUGCGCACGCCUCGUCAAGCGCGACGCCACACGUAAACGGCACCACCAACCGACCACGUCUAACGCACCAAGCGUCGAUGACAUCUUUGGCGUCCGAGACGGAGUCUACGGACGCGGGAGGGAGCACGGACGACGAGCCGACUGUGCGGCCUGCGUACAGUACGGCUAGUCAUACGGACGAUGAGACGGACGACGACGAUGAUGAUGGGAUUGGGAGCGAUGGGACGGAGGGGGCGGGGAGCGAUGAGGAAGAGGAUUUGGGUGAUGGAGGGAGAGGAGGGAAGGGUGCGCGAUAG